AUCUAAUCUUCAUGGCUAUAUAAAAAUGGGUUUGGCAUGCUUGCUUACUAUAACUUAGGACACGGUGGGAUCAACACACAUAACCUCAAGUACCAAAACAGAUUCUUGAGAAACCAAUGGAGGAAACAAAUAAGAGUGUACUUGAUGAUUGCUUUACUACUGCCAUGGCACUUACCGAGUCAGGUGUCCUUCGCGUGCCUACCCGUUACAUUCUUCCACCUUCACAACGACCAAUGCUCGGUUCAAGCAGUGGCACUGAUACCAUCACACUUCCUGUCAUUGAUCUCUCCCUCUUACACGAUCCUUUGCUUAGACCCUGUGUAAUCCAUGAGAUUGAAAUGGCCUGCAAAGGAUUUGGUUUUUUUCAGAUUAUAAACCAUGGAAUAUCAUCAUCGGUGGUGAAAGAUGCACUAGAUGCAGCUACAAGGUUCUUUGACUUACCUGUUGAUGAGAAGAUACUUCUGGGUUCUGAUAAUGUUCAUACGCCAGUACGGUAUGGCACCAGCUUUAACCAUUCAAAGGACAAAGUUCAUUACUGGAGAGAUUUCAUCAAACAUUACUCCCAUCCUCUCGCAAAGUGGAUUGAUUUGUGGCCGUCCAACCCUCCAUGCUACAAGGAAAAAGUGGGGAAAUACGCAGAAGCAACACAUUUGCUGCAUAAGCAACUAAUUGAAGCUAUCUCAGAAAGUCUAGGGCUGGAGAGAAAAUACUUAGAGGAAGAAAUUGAAGAAGGUUCGCAAGUCAUGGCGGUGAACUGCUAUCCAGCUUGUCCCGAACCUGAUAUUGCCUUGGGAAUGCCACCACACUCGGACUUUGGCUCACUGACCAUAUUACUCCAGAGUAGCAAGGGGCUGCAGAUAAUGGACUGCAACAAUAACUGGGUUUCUGUGCCAUAUAUCGAAGGAGCACUGAUAGUUCAGUUGGGUGAUCAGGUGGAAGUCAUGAGCAAUGGCAUAUACAAGAGUGUGGUUCAUCGUGUAACAGUGAACAAAGAUUUCAAGCGGCUAUCUUUUGCAAGUCUUCACAGUCUACCUCUGCAUAAAAAAAUAAGUCCAGCACCUCAGCUCGUCAAUGAAAAGAAAUCAGCUGCCUAUGGAGAAUUCAGCUUCAACGAUUUUCUUGAAUAUAUCUCUAGCAAUGAUAUCACACAACAAAGAUUCAUUGAUACACUCAGGAAGAACAAUUUCUGAAGAUGGUGUU
Molecule: messenger RNA, 1200 nt
Organism: Capsella rubella
Lineage: Eukaryota; Viridiplantae; Streptophyta; Magnoliopsida; Brassicales; Brassicaceae
Product: flavanone 3-dioxygenase 3
Exons: 3
Coding region: 117-1190 (357 amino acids)
Source: RefSeq, a predicted model, not a curated record